This is a messenger RNA of Toxorhynchites rutilus septentrionalis, 1997 nucleotides long. It is a transcript of the gene emei, whose product is annotated as transmembrane protein 161B. NCBI's taxonomy places the organism in Eukaryota, Metazoa, Arthropoda, Insecta, Diptera, Culicidae. The record is from RefSeq and is a predicted model, not a curated record. Bases 237 to 1736 code for a protein of 499 amino acids. The transcript has 7 exons.
GUCGUCGGGAGAUGGAUUCACACUUAUGACUUCACGGAUCUCGCGCUGGUUCGAAACAAAAAUCAUAAGACCAUCAAGUGUUAAAUUCUGCUGCAUUUGGUUUAAAGUUUAAAAUUCUAAAUUAUAAAUUAAAAAUUAGCUUGUUGUCGAUUGUUUAUCAGCAGAUUAGUGGGUUUCGUGUUUUUGAUGUGGUAAUUUGUUUGACUUUGUAAAUAAAGUGCUGGUAGCGUGCAAUAAUGGCUCUUCUGGGAGCCCAACUGGUGAUUACACUGAUUAUGGUCAGUGUGGUUCAAAAACUGAGUCCACAUUUCUCAUUAGCCAGAUGGAUCUUAUGUUCCACUGGUUUGACACGCUACCUGCACCCAACAGACGACGAGCUGAGGAAGUUGUCGGGAGUUCCCAGGGAGAAGAGCAAACCGAAAAAAGACAAACGGAAUGGGCAUGUUGAGCAAGAAAAACCCUCAACGUUUCAUAUUCCACGUAGCUUAGACAUUCAACUGGAAACUGCUGAUAUUUCGUCUUAUGAUGUUGUACAUUUGAGAUAUUAUACCGAAUAUCAGUGGCUUGUGGAUUUCAGUCUGUACGCUUCAAUAGUAUAUAUAAUUUCAGAGGUGUAUCUGUUCUUCGUUCCGCUCAAAGAAGAACUGAACUUGAGCAUGCUGUGGUGCUUACUGGUUAUCUUCUUCGCAUUUAAACUUUUAGCAUCCCUCACACUACAAUAUUUUCGAAGUGAGGAGUCGAUUGGCGAGCGGUCAACAUGCAUAGUAACCGGGCUUAUUUACUUGCUAAUAGCAAUGGUGAUUCUCAUUGUGCCGGAAACGACACUAGAAGUAGGACUAGAUCAAGCAUACAAGAGUUUUAAUGAAAGCGCAUCAGUAUUUCUGGAGGCACAGGGGCUGAAUUCCACUGGGCCUGCGUCUAAAAUAGUUGUGAGAUUUUUCAUUGCUGUAAGCUGUGGUAUUUUAGGAGCACUGUAUACCUUCCCAGGACUUCGGAUGGCUCGGAUGCAUUGGGAUUCACUCAAGUUCUGCCAGGAUCGAAUUUGGCUCAAGUGCUUGCUGAAUCUUAGUUUCGCUAUGCCAUUUUUGCUGGUCUUAUUGUGGAUUAAACCCAUCAGUCGGGACUAUCUGACUGUUCGCGUCUUUUCUGGAAUGUCCGCCCCAAUACUCUCUCCAGAGGCCUUUGAAUCAAUCCGGUUGGCCGCAGUAAUCUUUGCCGUUCUUCUGCGGUUCGUCCUUAUGCCAGUGUAUCUUCAGGCAUACCUCAAUUUAGCUUACAGUCGCACAGAAGAACAGAAAAAGGAAGCUGGUCGUAUCACCAACGUAGAGUUACAGAAACAAAUCAGUUCUAUUUUUUACUAUCUCUGUGUAGUCACCUUACAAUAUGUUGCACCAAUUUUGAUGUGUUUGUACCUCGCGCUGAUGUACAAAACGUUAGGUGAUCAUACAUGGGCUGGCUUUUUGAAGGGUGCCACACCCCUAGAUGAAUGUUCUGCGGAUUUGGAGAAUCAUCAAACUGUUGAAUCAAAAUCGUUGACUGGAGAAGCUGAUUUGGAGGGAGAAAACAUUUUAUCCACGGCGCAGACCAUUCAGCUUUCCUUACAAAGUUUAAAAGCGGUCUUCACCAAAGACGUGUAUCGAGGAUUGUUUGGAUUUGCCACUUGGUGGAGCUGCUUCGUCUGGUUUGCAUCGACCUCACUCGGAAUGGUUUAUCAGACAUAUUUUACAAAGCUGUAAGGGAAAUCAUUUUCAUAGUGCUCAUCUAGAGAGACUACGCAUUUAAUUCGUUCAACAUUUUGAUGACACAUUAGGUUGAUUGUGAGUUGCUUUGGUUUGUAUUUGAGAAUUUCAAUAGAUUUAGGUUGAUGAAUGUGGCUAGUCAGGUGUUGUAACAUGCGACAAGAAUCAAAUAAUCGAAGUUUUUCUUGAAUUGUUACAUUUUUGUUAUGUAUGGUUUACGAUCUAAAUCAAAAUAAAUUUUUAGCUAGCACAAGAAAA